Molecule: messenger RNA, 891 nt
Organism: Lachnellula hyalina
Lineage: Eukaryota; Fungi; Ascomycota; Leotiomycetes; Helotiales; Lachnaceae
Exons: 2
Coding region: 1-891 (296 amino acids)
Source: RefSeq, a predicted model, not a curated record
AUGGGCUUCGCCGGCGUGGCUCUCAAGAGCGUUUCCUUCUUCCUACGCAUCAUCGAAUUCUGCUGCGCAGCCAUCAUUCUCGGCAUAUUUUCCUACUUCCUCGCCGUCCUGUCGAACCAUAGCCUAGGAAUCUCUACCUAUGUGAAAGCCGUAGAAGGCAUUUCAGGAGCGGGAGUCAUAUAUACCCUCUUGGCACUUGGUUUCGUCUGCUGUCUCGGUGGUAUUGCAUUCUUCUCGUUCCUCGGAAUGCUACUCGAUCUUGCCUUCACCGGUGCCUUCAUCUACAUUGCGUAUGCUACACGCCACGGCGCCAACAGCUGUUCCGGCAUCGUCAAUACACCGCUUGGAAUUGGAAACACGGCGACCGGUCAAAAAGUCUCCAAUGGAAGCGGUGGUUCUGUUCACCUGCCUAAGCUGCAUACAGCAUGCAAGCUCAACACUGCAGCAUUCGCCGUAUCCAUCAUCGCAGCCGUCUUCUUCUUCCUCUCCAUCUUCCUCGAACUCGCCCUCGCCCGCCACCACAAGCGCGAGAAAGCCUUCGGGCCCUCCCCCAACAACGGCUACACGGCCGGCUCGCCGAAACGCAAAUUCUGGCAGCGCAAGCCCAAGACCGCGGCCCGCGACGCUGAGUUUGGCGAGAAACCGGAUGCCUUGCCCGCGCACGUUACGCCGGCGGAUGCCACGCUUCGACAUAGCUAUGGGACCGAGAGCACGGCUGUGGGGACCGAACCUACGUAUAUGAAAUACGGAGCGCCGACUGCGGCGGGGGGUCUGAAUCAGAAUCAGAGUAGUGGUGUGGUUAACCAUGGGGGAUGGCAGACCACUACUUCGACGCAUGUUCCGGGGCAGGCGACGGAGUUGCCGGCGAGUAACCCUGCGAGGGCAUAUUGA